This is a messenger RNA of Jatropha curcas, 848 nucleotides long. The record is from RefSeq and is a predicted model, not a curated record. NCBI's taxonomy places the organism in Eukaryota, Viridiplantae, Streptophyta, Magnoliopsida, Malpighiales, Euphorbiaceae.
AUCAGAGCCAAAUUAGCUGCAGAACUAUAUGCUUCCAAUUUGAAUCCUCAAAAUGCUGAUAAACCUGGUGUUCAUUUUGCAGGUGGUCGUUUGUCAAAUGGGAAGUACUAUGGAGCUGGAAUGAGUAGUAGCUUGUAUAAUCCGAAAUUGGUUGAUAUUAAAUCCCAGUACAGUUCAAGUCAAAUUAAAAUCCAAAAUGGUCCUGAUAGUCUUAUAUUUGGGUGGACCGUCAAUCCUAUAGUGUAUGGAGAUACUCGUACUCGCCUAUUUUUAUACACAAAUGCUGGAAACAGUCACUGCUUCAAUACUUUUUGCAGUGGAUUUAUACUUAAUAGACCAGAUAUACCUCUUGAUUUUGCUUUCCCUAGACUUUCUAGAAAAGGUGGACCAACAGUUGGCGAACACUUCUUUGCUUACAAAGAUGCAGCUAAUGGAGAUUGGAUUUUUCAAAUUGAAUUCGGAUCAGAGUUCAGUACCCAAGUUGGAUGGUGGCCGCAAAAAAUUUUCACAUGGUGGCAAUGGGGUGGAGAAGUGUACAGUCCUCCAAAUAUUCGGAGUCCUCAAAUGGGCUCUGGGAGUAAUCUAAGUAAUCAUAUGAGCUCACUGUAUAAUUCAUUUUGUGCAGAAAUGGUAAUUGUUGAUGAACAUCAUCAAACUGUGAACGCUCCAAAAGUUGAGACAUAUACAGAUAUUCCAAUUACAUUUUAUGACGCUUAUGACUCGGGAUACGUUAGAUCAGAUUUCAAACAUGUGAUGUGGUUUGGUGGUCCAGGAGGCUAUACUGGAAAUUGAUCUCCAAAAUAAUUGUAGUAUUAUUAAAUAAAUAAAUAAAUAUUAAAUUUAACGAA